AUGUUGGGUUUGUGUCCUGUACGAAGGACAAUAGACCAUAGGAUGCGCGACAAUUUAAGGGACCUUCGUCGUUCCGAAAGGGACAUCUUUCCAUAUUGGACAGAGGCUGACCACUCAGUACUUCAUGUGGGCAACGAAACCCAGCAGAUGGUGGACGACGAUAAGAAAUUUGGUGUCUUCCUGGAUGUGUCACAAUUCCGGCCUGACGAACUGAACGUGCAUCUGGAGGGGCAAGAGCUGAUCAUUGAAGGCAAACAGGAACACAAAGCGACAAAUGGUGCCCUGCUCAGAUCGUUCACUCGCAAAUGGCUGCUGCCCAAAAAUGUUGACCUGGAGUCUAUCCGUACUCAGCUUGACGACAAAGGCCAUUUGUCCGUGGAAGCAUCGAAGAACCCCGAAGGCCAUGAGAAUAGGCGAACUAUCCCCAUUAUGAUUAAGCAUUGA
Molecule: messenger RNA, 444 nt
Organism: Haemonchus placei
Lineage: Eukaryota; Metazoa; Nematoda; Chromadorea; Rhabditida; Trichostrongylidae
Source: the annotation of a GenBank genome assembly